Meriones unguiculatus (Mongolian gerbil) is the source of this 906-nucleotide messenger RNA. It is a transcript of the gene Gemin7, whose product is annotated as gem nuclear organelle associated protein 7. Gene Ontology annotation, molecular function: RNA binding. The transcript has 2 exons. Gene Ontology annotation, biological process: spliceosomal snRNP assembly. The record is from RefSeq and is a predicted model, not a curated record. NCBI's taxonomy places the organism in Eukaryota, Metazoa, Chordata, Mammalia, Rodentia, Muridae. The coding region runs from base 146 to 535 and encodes 129 amino acids. Gene Ontology annotation, cellular component: SMN-Sm protein complex.
CUCUCGGGAUUCGGGUGCCCACCCGGACGCGUGAGGCGGCUGCGCGAGCGGAACCCAGGUAGUCGGGGCUCGGUGCCUGCCGGGACCUGUGUGGCGGCGCGGGAGGAAGUGCAGCGCCUGCUGCAAUAGGCCUUGAGCCUGGGCCAUGCAGAGCCAGUUGACCAUUCCUGUGCCAGUGCCGGUGCUCCGCCUCCCCCGGGGCCCGGAUGGCUUCAGCCGAGGCUUUGCACCUGAUGGACGCAGGAUCCUCCUGAAGCCAGAAGUCGGAGAAGAUGGAAGUCAAGAUCCUCCAGAGUCACAGGAGCAGCGGGCCCGAGCGGCUCUCCGAGAACGCUACCUCCGCAGCCUCCUAGCCAUGGUGGGGCACCCUGUGAGCUUCACGCUGCACGAGGGUGUGCAUGUCACCGCCCAGUUUGGAGCCUCGGACCUGGAUGUAGCCAAUUUCUACGUGUCCCAGCUGCAGACCCCCAUAGGCGUGCAGGCUGAGGCCCUGCUUCGUUGUAGUGACAUCAUUUCCUAUACCUUCAAGCUGUAAAGACUGUCUGGUGUUUCUCUUGUGGGCAUUGCCACAGUAGCCCAAAUCUCUAGCUCUUCCUGGGCUCUCAAAGCAAGCUCCAGUGAACUCUGGCUUUGAACGCAGAGGAACUCCAAACCUGGUGGCACUUGCUGCUGAUCCCGGCUCCCUAAAUUCACGGCCAGCCUAUGCUACCCUGGGAGGCUGCAACCACAGACAUUCUGUCUUUCUUGUUGGAAGGAACGUUCUGCCUCACAAAACUGAACUUUACAGAAAUAAGGUCCUGAGGCUAGUCCCUGAAGGCUGGAUACAGUAGGCACUGAAGAGCUUGCAAAGUUGAGCCUCUGACACUGUCUUUCUCCUGCUGCCAAAGAAACCAUCGUCCAGGGAAA